GUGUUCUGUCGCCCUCUGGUGGCUGACUGCAGCACUGCGCUGUCGCAAUCCUCUUCAUCACGACAAACCAAAGCGCCCUUAUAAACCGGGAAAAUGUCCCAGCGCUUCCGUUCCACAGCCUUUCAGUCGCUUCAGAGCAUGUUUGAUAGAGACAGAGAUCUCAAGACGAUCCUCGUGGGGAACAUCCACAGCUGUGUGACAGAGGAGAUUCUGUUCGAGCUGUUCCUGCAGGCCGGGCCGGUGGACGAGGUGUGUAUCUUCAGAGAUGGACAGCAGGCUCCGUAUGGAUGUGUUUAUUAUAAGCACGCUGAAGCUGUUCCCUACGCAGUCGAACUUCUCAAUGGAAUCUGGCUCUAUGGGCAGCCGAUCAAGUUACAGCGUAAAACCGAUGCUGUACAACGGGAUGAUGUGGUUUUGAAUUUAAAUCGCAGUCAAAGUGUGGAGAUCCAAUCUAAUGAAGCAUACAGCUGGAGUGACAUGGUGUACAGCAGACGUCUGCAGGUGUGUCCUCCAGCUGUGUGGUUCUUUCCUCCGCUCCAGCUGUGGCAUAGCUCUGGUCACUCAUCUGGGACAUCUCUCCACAGGUCAGCCAGCAGCGCAGUGGGUUGUAAUUUUCAGAAGGUGCUGUACGGAUAG
Messenger RNA from Carassius gibelio (silver crucian carp), 636 nucleotides. It is a transcript of the gene rbm11, whose product is annotated as RNA binding motif protein 11. The record is from RefSeq and is a predicted model, not a curated record. NCBI's taxonomy places the organism in Eukaryota, Metazoa, Chordata, Actinopteri, Cypriniformes, Cyprinidae. Gene Ontology annotation, biological process: regulation of alternative mRNA splicing, via spliceosome. The transcript has 5 exons. Gene Ontology annotation, molecular function: single-stranded RNA binding. The coding region runs from base 94 to 636 and encodes 180 amino acids. Gene Ontology annotation, cellular component: nucleus.